AUGUACAACGAACAGAUGCUUAAUACUGCACAACAAGGUCUACCAAAAUGUUUAACUCCCAGAAAUGUUGCAGUCAUUGGCGGAGGUGUUGCUGGGCUAAUAACAGCUCUUGAACUCUCCUUGUCUGGACAUAUGGUUCAACUAUUUGAAGCAAGUAAUCGACUGGGUGGUCGUAUUUACACCUAUAGAGCGCCGAAAGGUUACAUCACUGAAUUGGGAGCAAUGCGUUUGCCACUCGACCAACAUCUACUUCUUGCUACUUACAUCAAAAGUCGAUUUGGAUUACCUAUAAAACAGUUCCAACAUUAUAAUCCUAACACAGUUGUCUAUUUAAAUGGUAUAACCGCUCAAAGAUCAUCUCCUCACUCGUUUCCGGAGACAUUCAACUUUAAUGUUUCUGACAAGGAAAAGGCCAGGUAA
Molecule: messenger RNA, 420 nt
Organism: Rotaria socialis
Lineage: Eukaryota; Metazoa; Rotifera; Eurotatoria; Philodinida; Philodinidae
Source: the annotation of a GenBank genome assembly